UGUACGUUGAAGUUUUGUCGGCGGAAAGCCGUUAUAUAUUCAUUUUCGUGCACUUGGAUAAAAUAAUUUCCUCAAAUAUGUCAAAAGUAACAACGGCAGAGCAAUACGAAAAAUUGUGUGAUAUGAUGGCCACGAAAAGAGAUAUUGCGCAGGGCUUCCAAAAGCGACCGAAGGAAGAAGUACAGGAGUUUUGGGAGGAGGUUGCAAGGAAUUUAAAUGCACUUGGCCCACCAACAAAAGAUUCCAAUACAUGGAGAAAGGUCUGGAUUGACUGGAAAUGCUACAUGAAGCGAAAAUUAUCGCAUAACAAAAAAGAAAGGAUGAGCACCGGUGGAGGUCCUUGCCUUUUACAACGCAUAAGCCCACUUGAUGAAAAGGUGAUAGCUUUGACGGGUUUGGAAACGGAUGAUAUCCCUUCAACCAGUAGAGCUAGCAGCCAAAAUAGAGAGGCGAGGGCAGACAAGCAGAGCACUUCUUCAUUACUUAAGCAACAGAUACAAAUCAAAAAGAAUUUUAUGCAGAGACGAAAAAAUUCAAUGAAGCUGCCUUUGGUAAAAUGGAAGAAGUUACUUCAUAUUUACGACACAUGAAUCGUUCUCUAGAAACUUUGGCGGAGACUGCAGUGAAGCAACCUGAAGAACAGAAGCGACACAAUAGAAUUAAGGAAGAGCUGGUGAAGGAAAAAGUAGAAAUAAAAAUGCAAAUGC
This is a messenger RNA of Bactrocera tryoni, 707 nucleotides long. RefSeq lists its product as uncharacterized. Bases 78 to 590 code for a protein of 170 amino acids. Lineage: Eukaryota; Metazoa; Arthropoda; Insecta; Diptera; Tephritidae. The transcript has 3 exons. The record is from RefSeq and is a predicted model, not a curated record. Gene Ontology annotation, cellular component: nucleus.